Patella vulgata (common limpet) is the source of this 3273-nucleotide messenger RNA. Its product is annotated as proliferation-associated protein 2G4. NCBI's taxonomy places the organism in Eukaryota, Metazoa, Mollusca, Gastropoda, Patellidae. Bases 64 to 1269 code for a protein of 401 amino acids. The record is from RefSeq and is a predicted model, not a curated record. The transcript has 13 exons.
UUUUUUUUUUCAAGUUCAUUUCGCGCGUCGCGUUGCAUUCUGGUCACCUGUACAGAAAGCAAAAUGGCGGAUUCUGAAGAGCAAGAACCAACUCCAGCAAAACAAGACGUUUUAAAGAAAUAUAAAGCCGCUGGGGUCAUUGUCAAAACUGUUUUUGGAGAAAUUUUGCAAAAGAUACAGCCUGGUGCCUCAGUUCAUGAAAUUUGUGGUUAUGGCAACAAUAGAAUUCUAGAAGAAACAUCAAAAAUAUACAAAAAAGAAAAAUCAAUAAAGAAAGGUAUUGCAUUUCCAGUAUGCCUUUCAGUCAAUAAUUGUAUCUGUCAUUUUAGCCCUUUGAAGACAGAUCCUGAUGUCACACUUCAAGAUGGUGACUUAGUUAAAGUUGAUUUAGGAGCUCAGAUAGAUGGAUAUAUAGCUGUUGCUGCUUACACAGUAGUAGUUGGAGCUACUCCUGAAAACAAGGUUAAAGGUCGUAAGGCUGAUGUUAUAUUGGCUGCUUACAAUGCCUCACAAGCUGCUUUAAGAUUAGUUAAACCCGGUAAUGAAAAUUUUACAGUAACAGAAACGAUACAGAAAGUAGCAGAGUCGUUUGAUUGUAAACCUAUUGAAGGUAUGUUAUCACACCAGUUAAAGAGGAAUGUAAUUGAUGGAGAGAAAGCUUUUAUAAUUAAUCCAUCAGAUUUACAGAAAAAAGAAUUAGAGAAAUGUACGUUUGAAGUACAUGAAGUUUAUGGUGUAGAUGUUCUUGUCAGUACUGGUAAAGGAAAGGGCAAAGACAUGGACACCAGGACCACUGUUUAUAAAAAGAGGGAUUGUAGUUAUCAACUAAAGAUGAGAACAUCCAGACAAUUUUUAACCGAAGUCAAUAAAAAAUUUGGUUUUCUUCCUUUCUCAUUAAGUUUAUGCGAAGAUGAGAAGACAGCUAGAAUGGGUGUUGUAGAGUGUUAUAAACAUGAUGUAAUGCAGCCAUUCAAUGUACUAUAUGAAAAAGAAGGUGAACUUGUAGCUCAGUUUAAGUUUACGGUUGUUUUAAUGCCUAAUGGUACAGUACAGGCCACAGAAUUACCCUUUGAUCCUACGCUGUAUGAAAGUGAACAUUCUAUUCAAGAUGAGGAACUUAAGACAUUAUUGGCCACUGAUGUAUUUGUUAAAUCUAAGAAAAAUAUGAAGAAAGCUGCCAGUGCUGCUGCUCAAGAGGCUGAGGCUGCUGCAUCAAAUCCUGAAGCAGGUGCUGCUGCAGGUGCAGGGGGAGACAAUCCCGCCAAAUAAUUGAUGCUUUAGGGCUUUUGACAUCUUGAGUACGAAUAUUAUGAAAAAUGGGGAUCCCAUGGUUUUGUAUUUGGUUGCUUUUUGUGGUGGUUUAUUAUUUGACACAUUGGUCGUCAUGCAGAAUUGCUUAAGACAAGUUCUUUGGACUGCUCUAUGGAUUGCAUCUUCUACAUUUAAGGUGUUCUGAUUUAUAAAUUCAGUAAGUCUGCCUGAAAAGGGAUUGAUUGAAGAUGUCCGUUGAUUGAUCAAUUAAAUGCUUCACAAAUAUGGAUAAUAAAAUGCCAAAGGACUUUAUUUGAUGAGUUCAACAGAAACAGGUGCAGUUCUUGUGUGUCGACAAAUGUGCCCAAUGAAAGCAAAAAAACCAUUCAGAGAUAAAACGUUUGUUAAAAUUGUUAAGUGCUAGUUAAAAAAGAAGUCCUCCAUUUUGUGAAUUUUUUAUUACAGCAAAAUGCGAAACUGUUUUUCUUGUUACAAAUUAUUCAGUGCUAUUUUGCACUACCAAAUGUAUAAAACAUCUAUUUGUUUAGAAUUUAUGUAGUGUUAUGGGGUUGUAGCAUCACAAACCGUGGUUUCAGAAUUUAUGUAACAUUAUAUAGCAUUACAUCACUUUCACAAAUAUAUAAAUUGGGUGUCUAGACAAAGGUCUAUAAGAAAUGUGGGGAAUGGUGGUUGUUAAAUGAAUUGUGUUGUCUUUGGUAAAAAAAUUCAAACUAUUUGGGAAUAGUUGAAACGGCUGGUUCGAUGUUUGUCAAUCUACACAGGUAAAUUGCACUAAAUGUUGAAUGAAACAUCCAGGAAUUUGUGAAAGUGAAGUAUGGCUGUGCUAAUUUUCUUGGCUCAAGUGGUUAAAACUUCACCAAAUAAACUUUUAUUCUCUUUAAUUGUAAUCUUAUUUAUUUUGUUUUGUACAUAAAUUAAAACAAAUUCUACUAAAUUGCCAGAAAUCUAUCAGAAAUGUUAACCUAUCAACAUCUUGGUGAAUUGAAUAUAUUUUGGUAAGAUAAAUAUAUUUCAAUGGAGAAUCAAUGAUUUGAACAUCCGAUAUUGAGUAUGGAAGUUACUUUAUAAGUUGUUUUGUCUUUUCUCACUUAAAGAUUCAUGUUGAAUUCUCUACUUAAAUGUUGGGAUCACAUUUUGCAUUGAUUUGUACUUACAUUCUUGAAUCAUAUAAAGAAAAGAAAACUUGUCAUUGAGAUCUACAGGACAACCACAGUUAACUUAAUAUAAUUAUGGCUACUCUGGAAACUAUUAAUACAGGACUCCUUAAAAAGAUGACAUGGAAUGUGAGCCCAACUUUUAAGGCAUAAAUAUUGAUAUAUAUGUCAUGGUGCAGGAUUUUAUCAUCUUCCACAAUCAAAGACCAUUCUACCUGUACUGGCUAGUAAUAAAGUAGUUAAUCAAAAAUAUUUUAUUUAGACAAAUUGAUUUCUAGCACUUGUUUAUAUUAUAUUUGUUGGUAAGGGUUAGUUCUUACCAAAUUCCUCUUCGAGACAUAGUCAUAAAACCCCAUCCUCUAGACAAUGUAGGGGAUAAAAAGUUCAAAAUCCUGUGUAGAACUGAAGGAGCGUGAUAAAUACAUGCACUUGCAUCAUUUUUUGACGCUUUGUAAAAAGCAGUUUGAUUAAAUUUAUUGAAAUAAAUAUCUACAAAUGUUAUUGAAAUAGCUGCAUUAGGCAAAAUAUUUUUGUAAUUUAACAUCUGAAAUUUGUUCAGAUAUUUGGAUAUUCAUUGUUUUCAAGACUUUCUCAUGUGAAUAGGAUAUUGUUCAUGGUAUUUAAAAUGGUAGUAUCGAGAGUUUGCACUUAUCAAUUUUUAUUAUUCCCAAAUAGAUUUAUUCUAAUGAAGUGACAGCCUUCGCGUCUUGAAUACGAGCUGUGAGGGGAUUUGAGAAAUUGUUAUAUUAAAGAGUAAUUAUUAAAUUUGAAAAAAAAAAAAAUAAGUUGCAAAAAGUGAUUAUUCAAAUAAUGUAGAUUUUAUUUCUUACUUUUCCAAACUAUAAAC